Coregonus sp. 'balchen' is the source of this 21754-nucleotide messenger RNA. The record is from the annotation of a GenBank genome assembly. Lineage: Eukaryota; Metazoa; Chordata; Actinopteri; Salmoniformes; Salmonidae.
AUGGUUAGGGGGCACUUGGUAGACAAACACCCCACACUGCACUGGACAGAGGAGCAUCCAGAGACCCCUACCAGACCACCAAGGAGCCCCAGUCCCCCUCAAUGCCACACCAGACCCAGCGCACCCCACAGGACCCACCCACCACCAGAGCAUCACCACCUCCAUCAGCACAACCAGACUGGACUGGGCCCAGCCUACUACCCCACACCAGACCACCACCUCUACCAGACCAGAGAGGCAGCCCCCCGGCCCAGAUCUGCCCCUCCACGGACCCAACAGCAGGACCAGCGCGGCUACGCGGAGGCCCUCAGAGGACAGGAGAACUCUGUAGGAUUGAGUGAGAUUAAACAGCUCCUUCAGUAUAUCUGCACUAAACGCACACACGCACUCAUGCAAGCACGCACUCAUGCAAGCAAGCAAGCAAGCACGCACGCACGCGCACGCGCACACACAGCUAUUGUACUAAAAGUUCACUUGUUCAAUUAAUAUAAAAAUAAAAAAAGAGAACAAAUGUUUUCUGUUAUCCAUUGUUUAUCUCACUCUUAACUUAGUAGUUACUGUAUUUGACUGUGCUAAUCUUUCUUUUUGCAACAUGAAAUCGCGAUCAGUUAGCAUGUGGAACAUUCAGGGCCUAAACUUGUCAACCUUUGGACUGAAGAGUUUAGCACUGGAGUUUUAAAAAAAUCUGAAAGAUGUUGUCAUCAUUCUGCAUCAUUCUGCAAGAGACAUUGUCACUCACUGUCCCACAGGCUACAGAGAGGUAAUUGUGUCGUUACAGAAACACAGAUCUGUCAAUAGAGGCAGAGACUCUGGAGUGUUGAUAAUUUGGUACAAAUCUGAACUACAAAAUGUAAUUGAUCCCCUCAAAAUUGGUAAAUAUCACAUUUGGUUAAAACUGAAAAAAUAACUUGUACUGACAGAAAAAUAUGUGUUACUUUGUGCAAUAUAUAUCCCCCGCUCAGAAUCCCCAUAUUACUCAGAGGAGACAUUCCCCACCAUUGAGGAAGAGACGUGCUAUUUCCAGGCCCAGGGAAAUGUGUUGAUCUGUGGGGACACAAAUGCGCUCACAGGAACACUAUCUGAUCUAACGACCACACGAGGGGACAGCUUUAUUACAGGCCAUACUGUUUCUGUCUUAAUCUCCCCCAUAGAAACAACAUUUGUUGCAGCUCUGUCAAAGCCUGGGUCUGUAAUUUGUUAAUGGUAGGUUACAGGGGGACUCUUUGGGGGAGAAUCAUCUAUUGUUCACCUCUUGGCCACAGCACAGUAGACUAUAUGAUUACAGACAUUGACCCUUUCUCUCUCAGCUCAUUCACCAUCAAGCCACUAACACCUCUGUCUGACCACAGCCAAAUGACCUUGUUCAUCAAAAGAACAGACUUGGAAACAACCACACAUUCACAGCCCAGUAAGCUGUACAACUUCAGAAAUUCAUACAGAUGGGCCCAAAACAGCACAGAAGAAUACCAGAAAGCAACCAGUAACCAAAAUAUCCAAACACUCUUAGAUAACUUUCUGGAUACCACAUACACUCAUAGUAAAGAAGGCAUCGAUAUAGCAGUAAAACACAUCAACAAUAUUUUCAGGCAAAUGACAAAGAAGCACAACUGAAAUUGAUUAAAAACAAUAACUUGAAAAAAUACAGAUGACCACUGGUUUGAUACAGACUGGAAAAUGAUCAGGAAAAAAAUUUGAACACUAUCAAACCAAAAGCACAAAGACCCAAAUAAUGGUGAAUUACACCUUCAUUACUGUGAUACUUUAAAACUCUAUAAACGUACAAUAACAAUCAAAAACGGACAGUACAACAGCAAGCAACUGACGAUAAUUGGGGAGUCCAUAAACACAAACAACUUCUGGCAAAAUUGUAAAAACCUGUAAAAAUUAGAAACAAGAGGAAUUAGCUAAACAAAAUAGUGGCAUAAGGACAACCCAUUUUAAAACACUCUACAACACCGUUCAAAUUGAUGCAAACGCAGAACAAUGCCAAAUUCAUGAGAAGUUGAACGGAUUAGAAAAAGCUAUAAAGGACAAUCAAAAUCCAUUGGACUCCCCAAUUACUGACCAGGAGCUCUGUGAUGAGUGUGAUGGAAGGAGUCAGGCGCAGGAGGGUAAUCACCGAAUACAGAGUUUAUUCCUUCAUUACACAAAAUACGCUGGAAUAGCGACAAACGAAACAGGCACAGGGGAAACUAUUUACCCUGGCAAUACACUGUAAUGGUAUCUCCAUACAAUACAUAGGCACAGGGGAAAUAUCUACCCUGGCAACAAAAUGGUACGAGUAGCUCCAUCGUGCUCCACUACUCUCACAUUCAAACAAUCACCCACAAGGACAAGGGGGCAGAGGGAACACUUAUUCACAGACUAAUGAGGGGAUUAGAACCAGGUGUGUGUGAUUGACAAGAAAAGACAAAUGUGAUGAUGAUAAUUGGGGCGGCAGUGGUUAGUAAGCCGGUGACGACCAACGCCGAAGCCUGCCAGAACAAGGAGGGGAGGCAGCCUCGGCGGAAGUCGUGACAAGCUCUAUUAGAAACUUCAGGACUACAAAUUGAAAAAGCAUGCGGACCUGAUGGCAUCCUAAAUGAGAUGCUCAAAUUUUCAAUUGGCUAUAUUAAAACUGUUUAAUUUGAGUGUAGGUUAUUUCCCUGACAUCUGGAAUAUGGUACUCAUAACCCCAAUCUUUAAGAACAGAGACAAAUUUGACCCUAACAAUUACAGAGGCAUUUGUGUGAACAGUAACCUGGGGAAGGUUUUCUGUAGUAUUAUAAAUGUAAGAGUUCUAAACUUCCUUAAUAAGCACAAUGUCUUGAGAAAAACCCAAAUUGGAUUUAUACCAAAACAUCGCACGACCGAUCAUAUUUACACCCUACACAACUUGAUAGAGAAACAAGUCCACCAAAAUAAUACCAACAUUUACACUUACUUUAUCGACUUCCAAAAAGCAUUUUAUUAUAUUUGGCAUUCAGGACUGUUCUACAAAGUUAUUAAAAGUGUUGUAGGGGGUUAAACAUAUGACAUAAUUACAUCAAUGCACAGUGGCUUGGGAAAGUAUUCACCCCUCUUGGCAUUUUUCCUAUUGUUGCCUUACAACCUGGAAUUAAAAUUGAUUUUUGGGGGGUUUGUAUCAUUUGAUUUACACAACAUGCCUACCAUUUUGAAGAUGCAAAAUAUAUUUUUUUCUAUUCAAUAUUUUCCCUGUAUUUAGCGCCAUCCAUCAUUCCUUCAAUUCUGACCAGUUUCCCAGCCGAUGAAAAACAUGAUGGUGUUCUUGGGGUGAUGAGAGGUGUUGGGUUUGCGCCAGACAUAGCGUUUUCCUUGAUGGCCAAAAAGCUCACUUUUAGUCUCAUCUGACCAGAGUAACUUCUUCCAUAUGUUUGGGGAGUCUCCCAACGUGUUUGCUUAUUUUUUUCUUUAAGCAAUGGCUUUUUUCUGGCCACUCUUCCGUAAAGCCCAGCUCUGUGGAGUGUACGGCUUAAAGUGGUCCCAUGGACAGAUACUCCAAUCUCUGCUGUGGAGCUUUGCAGCUCCUUCAGGGUUAUCUUUGGUCUCUUUGUUGCCUCUCUGAUUAAUGCCCUCCUUGCCUGGUCCGUGAGUAUUGGUGGGCGGCCCUCUCUUGGCAGGUUUGUUGUGGUGCCAUAUUCUUUAAAUUUUUUUAUAAAGGAUUUAAUGGUGCUCCAUGGGAUGUUCAAAGUUUUGGAUAUUUUUUUUAUAACCCAACACUGAUCUGUACUUCUCCACAACUUUGUCCCUGACCUGUUUGGAGAGUUCCUUGGUCUUCAUGGUGCCGCUUGCUUGGUGGUGCCCCUUGCUUAGUGGUGUUGCAGACUCUGGGGCCUUUCAGAACAGGUGUAUAUAUACUGAGAUCAUGUGACAUAUCAUGUGACACUUAGAUUGCACACAGGUGGACUUUAUUUAACUAAUUAUGUGACUUCUGAAGGUAAUUGGUUGCACCAGAUCUUAUUUAGGGGCUUCAUAGCAAAGGGGGUGAAUACAUAUGCACGCACCACUUUUCCGUAAUGUAAUUUCAUGUAAUGUAGUUAUUUUUUUCAUUUCACUUCACCUAUUUGGACUAUUCUGUGUAUGUCCAUUACAUGAAAUCCAAAUAAAAAUAUAUUUAAAUUACAGGUUGUAAUGCAACAAAAAGGAAAAACACCAAGGGGGAUGAAUACUUUUGACAAUACGUGUAGCAUCAAAAUUGGCAAGAAAAUAACAAAAUGCUUUAACCAUGUCACAUUGUAUAAUGAUACGUAAUAGUUUUUUUUAUUUCUCUACCCAACAUAAGGUACGUCAUGAAAAACGACGGAAUUGAAGCCCAAAACAAACACAUACAAGUGUGUGCAGCGUACAAGAUCUCCUCAGCUCGCCGAUACCACUCGUCCACCUCAGUGGCCUCGGAUGCCAAGGUCGGCUGAUACCCCAACACACGCACUGGAAAGGAGUGAGGUUAGUGGAGGAGUGGCGGAGGGAAUUCUGCGCGUACUCAGCCCAAGGUAGAAAAUCCUCCCACUUCCCCUGCCAGUCCUGACAGUAACACCUCAGGAACCUGCCCACUUCCUGAUUGACCCUCUCCACCUGCCCAUUAGCUUGAGGACGGUACCUGGAAGUGAGGCUGACCGUGACCCCCAGGCGUUCCAUGAAUGCUUUCCAUACGCAUGAGGUGAACUGAGGGCCACGGUCUGACACAAUGUCCUCCGGGAUCCCGUAGUGCCGGAAGACGUGCGUAAAAAGAGACUCCGCGGUUUGCCUGGCCGACGGGAACCCAGGCAGAGGAAGGAGGCAACAAGCUUUGGAAAACCGGUCCACAAAGACAAGAACAUUGGUGUUCCCCUGGGAGGGGGGAAGGUCAGUGACAAAGUCCACCGAGAGGUGAGACCAGGGCACAGAUGGAGCAGGAAGAGAAGUAAACCCGGACGUCCCUAGCCAAGGUGGGCCACCAGUACUUCUCAGUCAGGCAGGCGAUGGUACGGCCUAUUCCAGGAUGACCCGACACAGGCGGCGUGUGCGCCCAGGAAAGGAGGUGGUCCCGCACACCCGUGGGCACGUAGGCGUGGUUCUCCGGGCACUGUGCAGGUGUGGGUUCCGUACGCAGGGCCUGCCGGCAUCCACAUCCCACACCACUGGCGCGAUGAUACGGAACGGAGGGAUGAUGGGGGUCUCCUCUCCCUGCCUCUCCUCUGGGUCAUAGAGGUGAGACAGCACGUCCGCCUUCACGUUCUUCAAGCAUGGCCUAUAGGAAAGCGUGAAUUGGAACCUGGCGAAUAAUAGAGCCCACCUGGCCUGUCUCGGAUUUAGCCUCUUUGCUGCCCUGAUGUACUCCAGGUUGCGGUGGUCCAUCCACACCAGGAAAGGGUGUUUGGACCCCUCCAGCCGGUGCCUCCACGCCUUCAGAGCCAUCUUGACUGCCAAGAGUUCCCGGUCCCCUACGUCGUAGCUCCUCUGGGCAGGGCUCAGCUGCUUGGAGUAGAAGGCACAGGGCCACAGUUUUGGAGGGGUUCCGGUGCGCUGGGAUAGCAUUGUCCCGACUCCUACUUCGGAGGCAUCCACCUCAAUGAUGAAGUGGAGUGAGGGGUCGGGAUGUGCCAGCAUGGGAGCAGUGGUGAAGCGUGCCUUCAGCGUCUCGAACGCCCUCUCCGCCUCCGCCAUCCAACGAAGUCCCAGCAUGUCCCGAAACACUUUGUCAAUAAAGGCCUGGAAGACUGAAGGAGCAUUAGACAGGCCAAAGAGCAUUGCCUCGUGGUCGUGGAAAAGGCCGUUUUCCAUUCAUCGCCUGCACGAAUGUGCACCAGAUUGUAGGAGCUCCUCAAGUCCAGUUUCGUGAAGUACUGCGCCCCGUGCAUUUGUUCAAUGAUGGUUGGGAUGAGGGGUAAAGGAUAGCUGAACUUAACUGUGGCUUUAUUCAGUGUUCGAUAAUUAAUGCAAAGGCGCAAUCCCCCAUCUUUCUUCUUAACAAAAAAUGAGCUUGAGGAGGCUAGUGACGUAGAGGGGGAGAUAAAACCCUGCUGGAGGCUCUCCUGACCAUGGAGGUCUCCUACGUGGAGACCUCCAUGGCCUCGGUCUCCACGUAGGAGAGGGGAUAGACGUGUCCUCUCGGGAGGACUGCGUCUGACAGCAGGUCAAUGGCACAGUCCCAGGGGCGAUGAGGAGGCAGGCGUGUAGCCUGGGUCUUAGAGAAAACCCGGUGCAGAUCCUGGUAUUCCUCCGGUAAAUCCACUUGAGUGGCGUGGUCCGGACUUUCCACCGUAGUGGUGUUGACAGACACUGCGAGACACCUCCCCUGACACUCCUGCGACCAACCCAGCAGUCUCCUCUUGGACCAGGAAAUAACAGGGUAAUGCCAACUCAACCAAGGGAGACCUAAAACAACGGGGUGCGUGGGGGUGUCUAAAAUCAAAAAGGUGAUCUGUUCUAAAUGAGUGUCAUGGGUCAGCAGAGAAACAGGAACAGUGAUGUGAUGUACGAGCCCUGUCCCUGUUGGACGAUUACCCAGGGCUCGAACCGGAAUUGUUGACUGUAGGGGAAACAAAGGAAUGCGUAAUGCAGUGGCCAGUUCCGGAAUCAAUCAGAGCUAACGGGAGUGAGGGGCUAGGGUAUUCAGGGAAUUUAAUGGAAAAACACACUGGUUGAGUUGACAGAAAAGGAGAGGAGAUCUUGCAUCCGACCUGGGUUGGAGCAGGGGAAUUCCCUGGCUUGUUGUCACGUUCGUUGAAUGACGGGUCAGACCAAGGCGCAGCGUGAUAUACGUACAUGUUUAUUUUAACUGAAUAAACACCACGACAAAACCAUAAACGAAACGUGAAAUCCAAGGUAGCACACACAACAUACCUUACAAGGAACAAGAUCCCACAACUAGACAGUGCCAAUAGGCUGCCUAAGUAUGGUCCCCAAUCAGAGACAACGAGCGACAGCUGCCUCUGAUUGGGAACCACACCGGCCAAAAUAGAACUAUACAUACUAGAUCACAAACAUAGAAAACGCACAACAAAGAAUAUACACACCCUGACUCAACAUUUAAGCGUCCCCUGAGUCAGGGCGUGACAGUACCCCCCCCCCCCCCCCCCAAAGGUGCGGACUCCGACCGCACAACAUAAUCAUAACAGGGUAGGGGCCGGGUGGGCAUUCCGCCUCAGAGGCGGAUCCGGCUCGGGGAGUGAUGACCUCUCAAUCUCCGCCUCCCUGUUGCGCCCCUGGUCUGGUCUGGACCUCGGCGCGCUGCUUCCCCUCUCCUUCCUCCCACGAUACGCCAGGCCCUGUCUGGACCCUGGUGUGGGAGACCCCGAACCUGGAGAGGGGCUGACGUCAUGGUCUGGACUGGAGCCGCUGACCGGAGCUGGACUGCUCUGGCUCCGGAGUGGAGUCGCUGACCGGAGCUGCAUCAGGCAUCGGUGGAGCGGACUGCUCUGGCUCCGGAGUGGAGCAGCUGACCGGAGCUGGAUCAGGCACCGGUGGAGCGGACUGCUCUGACUCCGGAGUGGAGCAGCUGACCGGUGCCGGACCAGGCACCGGUGGAACAGGCACGGGCCGUGCCGGACUGGACAAACGCACCACUGGUCUGGUGCGAGGAGCAGGCACAGGCCGGACCGGACUAGGAACACGCACCACUGGCUUGGUGCGAGGGGCAGGAACGGGCCGGGCCGGACUGGCGACGCGCACCACUGGCUUGGUGCGAGGAGCAGGCACAGGCCGGGCCGGGCUGGCGACGCGCAUCACUGGCUUGGUGCGAGGAGCAGGAAUAGGCCGGGCCGGGCUGGCGACGCGCACCACUGGCUUGGUGCGAGGAGCAGGCACAGGCCGGGCCGGGCUGGCGACGCGCACCACUGGCUUGGUGCGAGGAGCAGGAACAGGUCGGGCCGGACUGGCGACGCGCACCACUGGCUUGGUGCGAGGAGCAGGAACGGGCCGGACCGGACUGUGAAGGCGGACUGGAGGUCUGGAGCGGAGAGCUGGCACAACCCGUCCUGGCUGGCUGGCCACUUUCGCUACAAGAAACGUCUGACCUCUGUGAUUGCCAACAAGGGUUUUGCCACCAAGUACUAAGUCAUGUUUUGCAGAGGGGUCAAAUACUUAUUUCCCUCAUUAAAAUGAAAAUCAAUUUAUAACAUUUUUGACAUGCGUUUUUCUGGAUUAUUUUGUUGUUAUUCUGUCUCUCACUGUUCAAAUAAACCUACCAUUAAAAUCAUAGACUGAUCAAGUCUUUGUCAGUGGGCAAACGUACAAAAUCAGCAGGGGAUCAAAUACUUUUUUCCCUCACUGUACGCCUUCGGGGAGUUUCAAUGCUUCUCUCUCGUCCUCUAGCUCCAGUUUAACAAACAGAUACCUCGGAAAAAAGUCAGUUGGUUGUGAGUAAACAGUGGGAGGGAGAGAGCAUGCGCAGAGAAGUGCAACUAGAAACUAAUGAGACCGAUUGUUUGACCACAAGUGAGAGUUGUUUGAUAUUUUUUAAUCUUGUUUCGCUAUUGCAGAAAUGUGGUAAGAGGUUAAUGGGAAAUGGUGGCGGGUAGUGCGGACAAAAUGGAAGAAAUUGAGAAAACGUUGGUGAAGCAACAGCUGUGCUGGAAUGCGAACAAUAUGGGUGUCAGUUCUGAUGGUAUGGAGUGGGAGGAUGAGGGUCAAGGACCGGAAUGGUCGGUAGUGGAAAUACAUAUGAAGAACAGAGAUCAUGAUACAGAAAGCAGUGGAGAAAGCAUAAAGAGGGCCAAGGUAGGAAGCAAGAGUAAUGAUGGGUUGGAGUGGAAAGUGAUGAUAGUGUUUGAUGAGACCACUCACUUACACCCUAUCUGACUAACUAAUGCCAUAGAGAAAAAGGUAGGUGAAGUGAAAUUAGCUUGCUUCAUUGGAAAUGGUAGAUUGUUAAUAUUGUGUGGUAGCCAGGCUCAGCAAGGGAAGAUUUUGAAAAUUGAAAAACUUAAUGGGAUGAAGAUUAAAAGCCAUGUACCUGAUGCUUAUGCUAUGUUAAGGGGAGUCAUCAUUGGGGUCCCAAUAUCUAUGUCCACAGAUGAUAUUAAAGAAAAUGUGAAGGGAGGCAGAGUGAUUGAGACCAAAAGUCUGGUCAGUAGGAAAGAGGGUCAAAGAAGUGAAAGCUUAUCAGCGAUGCUGAGGUUUGAGAAAGUCUUGCCAGGAAAAGUUAGGGAUUUAUUUGGUUUAGAAUUGUAUUUUCAUGGUAGUACAGAAUUGGGCAGAUCAUGAUUGAUCGUACAUUCCAGCACAGUAUGUGGCAGCAUGCACUUAAACGAUUGUUUGCGGGCCGCCAUGAUAUCAUAGAAGAAGAAGAAGAAGAAGAAGAAGAAGAAGAAGAAGACGCGUGGCUUCACAACAUUGUCAUAUUUGAAGAAAAUGGCGGAAAAAAUGCAGCCGAAGUCCGACGAGAGCAGAUACAAAUUCAUUGCUUUAACAAAUUAUGACAAAUGUUAAGAAAAUGUUGAGCAGACCACCAUAGUCCCUGUGCCCAAGAACACUAAGAUAACCUGCCUAAAUGACUACCGACCCGUAGCACUCACGUCUGUAGCUAUGAAGUGCUUUGAAAGGCUGGUCAUGGCUCACAUCAACACCAUUAUCCCAGAAACCCUAGACCCACUCCAAUUUGCAUACCGCCCCAACAGAUCCACAGAUGAUGCAAUCUCUAUUAAACUCCACACUGCCCUUUCCCACCUGGACAAGAGGAACACCUACGUGAGAAUGCUAUUCAUUGACUACAGCUCAGCGUUCAACACCAUAGUGCCCUCAAAGCUCAUCACUAAGCUAAGGACCCUGGGACGAAACACCUCCCUCUGCAACUGGAUCCUGGACUUCCUGAAGGGCCGCCCCCAGGUGGUAAGGGUAGGUAACAACACAUCUGCCAAGCUGAUCCUCAACAAGGGGGCCCCUCAGGAGUGCGUGCUCAGUCCCCUCCUGUACUCCCUGUUCACCCAUGACUGCAUGGCCAGGCACGACUCCAACACCAUCAUUACGUUUGCCGACAACAUAACAGUGGUAGGCCUGAUAACCGACAACGACGAGACAGCCUAUAGGGAGGAGGUCAGAGACCUGGCCGUGUGGUGCCAAGAUAACAACCUCUCCCUCAACGUGAUCAAGACAAAGGAGAUGAUUGUGGGCGCAGUGGUCUAAGGCACUGCAUUGCAGUGCUAGCUGUGCCACUAGAGAUCCUGGUUCGAAUCCAGGCUCUGUCAUAGCCGGCCGCGACUGGGAGACCCAUGGGGCGGCGCACAACUGACCCAGCGUCGUCCAGGGUAGGGGAGGGAAUGGCCGGCAGGGAUGUAGCUCAGUUGGUAGAACAUGGCGUUUGCAACGCCAGGGUUGUGGGUUUGUUUCCCACGGGGGGCCAGUAUGAAAAAUAAAAAUAAUUAAUAAAAAUAAUGUAUGCACUCACUAACUGUAAGUCGCUCUGGAUAAGAGCGUCUGCUACAUGACUAAAAUGUAAAUGUAAAACAUUUUUAAAAAGAGGACUGAGCACGCCCCCAUUCUCAUCAACGGGGCUGUAGUGGAACAGGUUGAGAGCUUCAAGUUCCUUGGUGUCCACAUCACCAACAAACUAUCAUGGUCCAAACACACCAAGACAGUCGUGAAGAGGGCACGACAAAGCCUAUUCCCCCUCAGGAGACUGAAAAGAUUUGGCAUGGGUCCUCAGAUCCUCAAAAAGUUCUACAGCUGCACCAUCGAGAGCAUCCUGACUGGUUGCAUCACCACCUGGUAUGGCAACCGCUUGGCCUCCAACCGCAAGGCACUACAGAGGGUAGUGCGUACGGCCCAGUACAUCACUGGGGCCAAGCUUUCUGCCAUCCAGGACCUCUAUACCAGGCGGUGUCAGAGGAAGGCCCUAAAAAUUGUCAAAGACUCCAGCCACCCUAGUCAUAGACUGUUCUCUCUGCUACCGCAUGGCAAGCGGUACCGGAGCGCCAAGUCUAGGUCCAAAAGGCUUCUUAACAGCUUCUACCCCCAAGCCAUAAGACUCCUGAACAGCUAAUCAUGGCUACCCGGACUAUUUGCAUUGCCCCCCCACCCCACCCCAUCCUCCUCUUUUACGCUGCUGCUACCAUGUUUAUUAUUUAUGCAUAGUCACUUUGACUCUACCCACAUGUACAUAUUAUCUCAAUUACCUCGACUAACCGGUGCCCCGCACAUUGACUCUGUACCGGUACCCCCUGUAUAUAGCCUCCCUCCUGUUAAUUUAUUUUACUCCUGCUCUUUAAUUAUUUGCUCUUUUUAAUUUUUUACUUAUCUACAGUGGGGAGAACAAGUAUUUGAUACACUGCCGAUUUUGCAGGUUUUCCUACUUACAAAGCAUGUAGAGGUCUGUAAUUUUUAUCAUAGGUACACUUCAACUGUGAGAGACGGAAUCUAAAACAAAAACCCAGAAAAUCACAUUGUAUGAUUUUUAAGUAAUUAAUUUGCAUUUUAUUGCAUGACAUAAGUAUUUGAUCACCUACCAACCAGUAAGAAUUCCGGCUCUCACAGACCUGUUAGUUUUUCUUUAAGAAGCCCUCCUGUUCUCCACUCAUUACCUGUAUUAACUGCACCUGUUUGAACUCAUUACAUGUAUAAAAAACACCUAUCCACACACUCAAUCAAACAGACUCCAACCUCUCCACAAUGGCCAAGACCAGAGAGCUGUGUAAGGACAUCAGGGAUAAAAUUGUAGACCUGCACAAGGCUGGGAUGGGCUACAGGACAAUAGGCAAGCAGCUUGUUGAGAAGGCAACAACUGUUGGCGCAAUUAUUAGAAAAUGGAAGAAGUUCAAGAUGACGGUCAAUCACCCUCGGUCUGGGGCUCCAUGCAAGAUCUCACCUCGUGGGGCAUCAAUGAUCAUGAGGAAGGUGAGGGAUCAGCCCAGAACUACACGGCAGGACCUGGUCAAUGACCUGACGAGAGCUGGGACCACAGUUUCAAAGAAAACCAUUAGUAACACACUACGCCGUCAUGGAUUAAAAUCCUGCAGCGCACGCAAGGUCCCCCUGCUCAAGCCAGCGCAUGUCCAGGCCCAUCUGAAGUUUGCCAAUGACCAUCUGGAUGAUCCAGAGGAGGAAUGGGAGAAGGUCAUGUGGUCUGAUGAGACAGAAAAUGAGCUUUUUGGUCUAGACUCCACUCGCCGUGUUUGGAGGAAGAAGAAGGAUGAGUACAACCCCAAGAACACCAUCCCAUCCGUGAAGCAUGGAGGUGAAAACAUCAUUAUUUGGGGAUGCUUUUCUGCAAAGGGGACAGGACGACUGCACCGUAUUGAGGGGAGGAUGGAUGGGGCCAUGUAUCGCGAGAUCUUGGCCAACAACCUCCUUCCCUCAGUAAGAGCAUUGAAGAUGGGUCGUGGCUGGGUCUUCCAGCAUGACAACGACCCGAAACACACAGCCAGGGCAACUAAGGAGUGGCUCCAUAAGAAGCAUCUCAAGGUCCUGGAGUGGCCUAGCCAGUCUCCAGACCUGAACCCAAUAGAACAUCUUUGGGAGGGAGCUGAAAGUCCGUAUUGCCCAGCGACAGCCCCGAAACCUGAAGGAUAUGGAGAAGGUCUGUAUGGAGGAGUGGGCCAAAAUCCCUGCUGCAGUGUGUGCAAACCUGGUCAAGACCUACAGGAAACGUAUGAUCUGUACCAAAUUUCUGUACCAAAUAUUAAGUUCUGCUUUUCUGAUGUAUCAAAUACUUAUGUCAUGCAAUAAAAUGCAAAUUAAUUACAUAAAAAUCAUACAAUGUGAUUUUCUGGAUUUUUGUUUUAGAUUCCGUCUCUCACAGUUGAAGUGUACCUAUGAUAAAAAUUACAGACCACUACAUGCUUUGUAAGUAGGAAAGCCUGCAAAAUCGGCAGUGUAUCAAAUACUUGUUCUCCCCACUGUAUUUUUUACUUAACACUUUUUUUCUUUUCUUAAAAACGGCAUUGUUGGUUAAGGGCUUGUAAGUAAGCAUUUCACUUUAAUGUCUACACCUGUUGUAUUCGGCGCAUGUGUCAAAUAAAAUUUGAUUUGAUUUGAUUUCAUUCUGGCUAUCUACUCCGAUUUCAGAGCGCUCAUCUCGUCUGAGUGUGCCAGAGCGCAGAAUAACUGAUGAAUUUACGAACAUUCAACACCCGUUGAAUAUGGCCGGUGUCAGUAAACGUUGGCAAAAAAACCUGUAAUGAAAUUGUUGCCAGCCGCACAGUUACAGUCACCAAUGCUCUGGAUAACAUGAAAACAGCUUAACCAGCUCUGCUAGGGCGAGUAAAAUGGUCAGAGUGAGGUGUUCUCUCAUUUGUGUCUGGAAGUAGCUAGCCAACGUUAGCCAGUUAGCUUGGGUACUUGACUGCCGUUGUGAGGUCAGAACGCUCCGAUCAACCCUUCUCCUCAGCCAGAGCGUCCAGUGUGCGCUCUUGAGCGCUCCAAGAGUGAAACGCUCUGAAUUUACGAAUGGACAAUCUGACAACGCUCUGGAAUUACGAACGCCCAGAGCACACUCUGACACUCCAGAUUUAAUUUACGAACACACCCGAAAUCGUAAAAUGUCUAGCUAGUCAUUUGGUAUGCUAACAAGCUAGCAAGGCGAAGCGCUAGUACGCUCAACAGAAAGGAUACCGUUCGUUUACAGUAUACUAAAAUUAACUAAUAGUUUGUAGUAUAUACUCAUUAAGUUUGUAGUAUACAGUAUGUUAGUAUGGGUAUUCAAACACAGUUUAGCACUCAGUGCAGUGCGCACAGGGAGCAGGGUGACAUUGGAUGAAUAUGAGUCAUGACAUUUUUUUAUAUAAUUCAAUGGAUGUUUUGUGAACAAAGGUGAUGACUAAAGUGUCUUAUUAGACAUUUUCUAAUCUGACUCCUCUAUGGGGCCGACUGCAUAAAUUGUCUUUCUGGGCAGGAUGUCAGUUAAACUGCAGUACUGAAGCAAGACUGUAGGUGCAGUCGAAACCAUACUUCCAGACCGGAACCCUGUCCCUUUGGUAAUAAGUAGUAACGCGCAUGCCCCGCCCACCCGAGGAUCUCUUAGUUUCAGUCAUAUAUUUUCUGUGUUUGAGGGGUGCAAAAUCCACUUCUCACUUAAAUCUCGCUGGGUUGAUUGCUUUCAUUUUACUCUGGUGACUCUUUCCCACUCUUGCCUGUGCCAUUCACUUUUUCCCGUUAACGUAACGACCGCGGAAACGUUUGUAAAGACCUGUCAAACACACUCCAGUAAUGGCUAAAAUGGGCUCAAUGGAAUGCAUUGGCUUUCUAUAAGAACGCUUCGUCUGGGAUUUAACACAGUCUCGACAGUUACAUCAGAAGAAAGAUAACUAUAUUUUGAUGGGUGUUGACAGGGUUGCCGUGUCCGUAGUUUUGUAGCAAAUUGGGCUACUUUCAAACAAUGUCGUGGGUGAAAAUGUAUUGGUCGUGGAUUGCAGGUUUUUCCACCGCGGCCGCCAUGGCAUUUUUCUUUAAAAAUAUAUUUCACUGUGACUUGCUGCUGACUGUCAGGCAGUGAGGCAGGCUGUUGCUGAGUGAGUGAGUGAGUGGUGUUGAGGGCCGGAGAGGUGUGUGUUUGUUGAGAGAGCACUACAGCAGGCAGCUUAAGGGGUCAGCAUGCUUCAGUUUGGCUGGCGCCUAGCUGAACUUGGCUGGAGGAACCGAACAAGUGUGAUGGUAUACUCCCUUAAUAUACCUUCCCUUGAAAAACAAGAAAAAAGCGGCAAUAGUUUGUCCAUUUUGAGACACGUAGCCAGCAGUGGCGGCUCCUGAAAAAAUUCUCAGGGGGGGCAAUUUUUCUGAUGAUUUAGGUGACCUACACACAUUUUUUAAAAGAUAUGUCCAGCAACAACAUGAAGACAGGGGCAGCAUAUAAGUCAAUACUGAUAUACACAUUACUUGCUUCAAAAAGGCCUCAUGGUUGAAUUGGAAAUAUGUGCACCUGAGCAUAAUUCACAACAAGCAAGCAGGAGCUUUAGAUAGAGGCUACUGAAAACAUUGAUGCAAGUUAUUGGUAAUAAGACAUUUUUAUAGACUUCCAUAUUCUGCCCUCUUGUAUAGAUUUGUGAAAAUGAACAGUGAUAGACAUUUUGCCUGAAAACAGAAUUUGAAAAUAAUUUAUAGAAAAGGUAAACACAGCUAUCUGUAUGGCUUUGUAAAAAUGAACAACCAUAUUCUGGCCAAUUGUAUAGAUUUGUAAAUAUGAACAACCAUAUUCUGGCCAAUUGUAUAGAUUUGUAAAAAUGAACAUGAACAGAUAUUUUUUUUUUUUUUACUUUUUUUAAAAUGAAAAAUAACUAUUUUAAACAACAUCAACUGUGAACUGAUUUGGGCGUGUGUGUGUUAAAGAGACAGACAGGGAGGGACAAAGAGAGAGAGAGGCUACAUUACUUGUACUGAAACUGUUCUAGCUUGCUGCAUGAUCAAAUUCAGCUGAUGCGCAUAGCAAUGCACGUAAUGGGCAUUCUUGAAAUGCUCACGCACCUUUUGCUGCACACCAGCCUUCUCUCACCUCAUCACACUGGCUCCAUCGUAAGCUUGCGCAAUGAGUUUGACUUUCUCGUCGUCGGCAAAAAGACCGUUCAGUCUCUCCAAAAGCACACUGGCGAUUGAGACUGAGGUUGAUUCCGAGAUGGGAAGGAACUCAAAAAAGCGCUCCUGCACUUUGUGGUUGCUAUCUAUGUACCUCAGCACAAGCACCAGCUGUGUCUGUGUAGAAACGUCCGUGGUCUCGUCAGCUUGGAUAGCUACGAAGUUCGCCGACUUCACCUCCUCCACAAUAUGUUCCCUCAUGACCGCUAGCAUACACUCCAGUAGCUCGUUUUGAAUGGUCUUUGAUGUGCCCUUGAAAACUUUAGCAUUUUUAAGAUGGUCAUCAAACACCUCAUCUAAUUGUGCCACAAAGUUGACAAGUCCAAGAAAAAUACCAGGGUUGGUGGAGCCCUCAGUUUCAUCUUUGCCUCGCAAAGCUAGCCAUCUUGACAGUUGUACGUGAAUUGAUUGACGCUGCUACCCGCUCUUUUCUUAGUUAUGUUCAUGGUUACUUAAGUUACGUAUGACGAAAGCGCGUAAGUGCAAGCCCUCCCGGAACCCAUAGAGAUUGUAUUGAAAGCUCUGAUAUUUGAAAAAAUAUAUAUUUUACAUGAUAGUCUACGAGAGACUCCUGGGCGAUUUUCAACCUGACUGAAAUCGCCCCAAAAGGGGCGGGGCCAUUUGAAGCACGACUUUAGCCUGAUUAGACAUUUAGUGGCAGAUCAGACGUCUAGAUUAGAACACUGAAAACUACUGUUGCCGUGAUAUAAUUGAUUAGAAAAAAAAUCCCUUCCUUUUCCCGUUUGGCAGUGCGUCGCCCAUAUCGCCCUAAUGAACACACCGCCCCUGGUAGCCAGUAUACACUUCCUCAAAAUAAUCAGAAUUAAUCUAAGAUAACUCAAGAAAUCUGUCAUUAAUUUUGACGUUUUUUCCGAAGAGACCUUAGUCGCGCAAUUUUACAUCUAACUAAGAUGUUUGGUGCACCAUUUUUCAAUGAAAAAAUAUGCAUUAAACAAGUCAUCUCUAGUUGAAUGACAACAAAGACUUUAUUAAAGAAUCCCUACUGUUGACCAAUAACCGACGAAAGAGCGUAGACUUCAGCUCCGAACUUCGGCAUGCCUCCAGAAAAAAAUGUGGUGUGUCCGAACAGUCAGAAAAACCCUCACCGAAGUCCAAAACGAAUAAAAACGUCACAAAAUGUUAUAAUAUAUGCAUGAACUCUACCAAACUGUUUCAGCUGGGAAGCAUGAAAAAUACUGCACCAAACAUCUUAGUUAGAUGUAAAAUUGCGCGACUAAGAUAUCUUCGCCAAAAUUAAUGACAGAUUUCUUGAGUUAUUUUAAGAUUAAUUCUGACUAUUUUGAGGAAGUGUAUACUGACUACAGCGUCUCAAAAUAGACAAACAGUACUAUUGCUCGUUUUUCAAGUGAAGGUCUUUUAAGGGAGUAUGUGAUAUUCGGUUGGCUAGUUCGGCUAGGUGCCAGCCGAACUGAAGCAUGCUGAAGCCUUUAGUCCACUAUUGGCUGAGUCACGUGAUCGAGAGGAGACAGCAACACUCGCGCAUGUCGUGACAAGUUUUUACCAGUUGUAGGUAGGCUAUUUAGAUUGUCAUUAUCAGUGUUGCCAACUUAGCGACUUUGUCGCUAUAUUUAGCGAGUUUUUAGACCCCUCUAGCGACACAUUUUCAAAAAAGCGACUAGCGACAAAUCUAGCGACUUUUUCUGGCAAUCACCAUGCUGUCACAGACGCUAUAAUGGCACAGAUACAAAGUCCUCUAUCUAUCUCUAUGGGAGAAUCUCAAUUGCAUACCCCUCGAGUCCUCUCUCCUCACUCCCCCCCCCGCCUUCUUCUCAAAACCCAUUGUAGGAAAAAGUCAGAGGGGAGUGACCUCUGGCUCACCCAAUGGGUUUUGAGGAGGUGAGGAGAGAGGACGAGAGGAGUAUGCUAUUUAGAUUUGUUAAUAACGGGAUAUGAGAAGGGAGAGCCGGUCAAUGAUCGAUUCAGACUAGGUGGUAAAUUGUAUGACAAGCGGCAGUUUAUUCAGAGUAAAAAUGUCUGGUACAAAACGUGCACGGUCUCGUUCUUUCAGCUCAUAGGGAACCUCCAGAAAAAGCGCCAAAAAACAGUACACUGGUGUUUUAUACUAUUUGUAAAGUGGGUUGAGUCUAGCAGAUCUGGUCUUCUGGUUGGUCCAUGCUGCUCGGGCGUCGUCCUCUGUGAUUGGGUCUAGGAGAUUUACACACUGUAGCUCAGGGCCUUUGUUCCGAAUGUUUCAGCAAAGUAGGAGAUUUGGUGUGUGCGUUUAGUCAUCUCUUAUCUUGAGUGAGUCUGUGUGUGUGAGUGCAUUUGUGGCAAGAGUGUGUGUGUGGUCAACACUUGUCUUGGAAAAAGGAAUUAGUUAUAGCAAUGUAAUAGCAAUAAGCUAUUUAUAAAAAUAGCAUUUCUUACAGAUUCUCCCAUAGUGUGUGUUGGAGUUGGUUGGAGCAGCAGCAGACUGGGUAUAAAGACUGGGCAUAACGGGAUUGCGGGAGGCUUACAGUUCUUUCCUAGUGCAGGGCGGAGGAUGGAGGACAGGGACGUGGCCUUGCUGUGACCCCAGCACCUGCAGUCUAGCACCAGGUGGUUCCCUAUUCUCAAAGUCCCUCUUGGUUGUCAGCAAUAAGUCAAUGGCAACAUUAUAAACAUGAGAUCAACGCUCAUAUAAAUUAACCAGAGGCAUUAGCUAUUGGAACCUCUUAUUUCCUUUAAGUGAUAAAUAAACAAAUUCAUUCAACAUCAUUUUGAUCAACCAGCAACCAGCUUAUACAUUUUUCAUCAACCGACAAUCAGAGCUUCUCAGAGAGCUUCUCCAAACAAUAAGUCAAAUGGCAACAUUACAAACAUGUCAGAGCUCAUAGAAAGAAAAUGAUUAUUGAUCUCAGUGUGUCAGUAUCCUCCAGAAACCUGUUACUAAACCAGAGAGAGAGAGAGAGAAGCCCUUUACAUAAGGAACGGCCACAGAUGUUUCUGGACCAUGCUUGACUGUCUCCAAAUGUUUCCCAUCAGAGCAGCCAGGUGGGCAGACAGAGCAGAGCAGUGGUGAAUGAAAACACUUCUUCCUGCCUGACUGUCUAAGGCUGAACCCUCUCCCGUCCUCUACUCCCCUCCCCCCUCCUUUCCUCUCCUCCUCUUCCCCUCUUCUCCGCUCUCCUCCCCUCUCCUACACCUCCCUCCUCUCCUCUGCUCUCCUCUCCCCCUCUCCUCUGCUCUCUUCUCAUGUGUUCUCUCCUCUGCUCCUGCCUCCUCUCCUCUCCUCUCCUCCCCUCUCCUCCUCCCCUCCUCUAGUCUCCUCUCCUGUCCUCCCCUCCCCUUCCCUCUCAUCCUAUCCUCUCACACUCAACAGUAAUCUGCAGACAACAACCAGAGUAAGAGGGUUGCUGUUGAGUCAUUCUACCAUGUCAAGAAAGGUCAGACCAAGUUCAAAAUAACAGCAGCAAUUUUUCAGGGAGAAUACUUAGGGCUCGAUUCAAUCCAUAUCGUGGAAGUUCAGCGUUGUAGCGCAAUUACAUUUUUAAAGGUCAUUUCCGAUUGAGCCGACAUAUGCAGCGUUUACCGUGAAUGCAGUCUCAGCGAACGUGGGAACAUUACCUUUAAAUUUCAAUCGUGCUAUAGCGCUGAACUUCCGUGAUACGGAUUGAAUCUAGCCCUUAGAUAGAAUAAUUUUCUCUCAGUUAGAUGCUCAUUCAUAUUCAUAUUCAGAUUUGAUUAAUGUAGCCCUUACCAUGAAUUUUAUGUACAACUAAUUGUUGUACUGGUACUACAAAACGAAGGCUAUGUGACAUCACUGUCAUUAAUGAAAAGGCAAAGAAAUCACAUUGUAUCAGUGGGACCACUUGUUGCAGAUUUACUACCAUUUAGUACCAGAGAGCAUUUAUACUGAACAGGAAAUGGAGGAGACAUCAAUCGGACUCUCUGAUCCCCAGAGCUGGACAGACAAGGGAUGCGUCCCAAAUGGCACCCUAUUCCUUACAUAGUGCAUUUCUUUUGACCAAAGCCUUAUGGGCCCUGUUCAAAAGUUGUGCACUAUAUAGGGAAUAGGGUGCCAUUUGGGAUGCAGUCAAAAUGUUGACCUAGCUGCCUAAAGUCUAAUCCUGUAUUGUUUGUCCAGCGGGUUUAAGUGGUCAAUGAAUGUUUCCUCUGCCAUUUUGUGCUGUGAGUCCGUCCUCCGCAGAUACCCCUCUGAGAUACAAUCUGCGUACCAAAUGGCACCCCAUUCCUUGCUCUACUUUUGAACAGGGCCCAUAGGGGAAUGGGAAAUAGGGUGCCAUUUGGGACGUAGAUGCAGUGAACCAUCCUGCUCUGGAGACCGUGCUGAGGAUGAAAUAGCUUUCUGAAUGUCCUUGAUCUUCACACAGUCUCUUACCAGCAGGAGAUGGGCACAGGAGGCAGUGAAUGAAGGGGGGAGGGUGUGUGUGUGUGUGCGUGUGUGUGGGUACAGUGUGUAUAUAACCUUUUUAUAUAUCACUAAGACAAAUUUACUCAUAGCCUCAGAAGGCUUCUAAUGUACGAAACUAAGUCUCUCAUGACCCAGUCUUGACACUCAUUUGGGUCUGGGUGCCGAGAUUAGUGUGCGUGUGUGUGCGCGCCCUGGUCAAAAGUAGUGCACUAUAAAGGGAAUAGAGUGCCAUUUGGGUCACACUCGUAUUCAUCCAGUCUACACAAGAGACCAGCGUGAUGACUGAUGAACACUCUUGCAAAUCUUCACACAGGAACAAUCGGUCCGUGUCAUCACAAAUAAAAGCAAAUGCAUUCAAUGGAAAUCAAUUUCUUCAAAUAUGGUUUAUCAGAGGUGUUGGGAAGCAUUAAAAAUAGAAAAAUACACAACGAGGUCAAAAGAGCAGAAUAAUGAAGAAUCUCCCAAUUAACAGUAAAGUCUGCUACAGAACUCAGACAUCAUCAUUCUGUGGUCACAAAUGAAAACAAAUUCAUUCAUUAGAUGUUAAUUCAUUAUUCAACUAUGGUUUAUUAGAGGUGUUGGGAUGCUGCAAAAGUAGAAAAUCCAAAAUGAUAAUCAGAACUCGAGGCAUCAGACAUGCAUCAGACAUCAUCCAAUUAACAGGGAAGAACUGAUCACAAUUCUCAUUUGUUGAUUUCUCAAGGUCAAAUACAACAGAGUUGGUGUCAGAGGGGCUUGAAGGUACAGUGCCUUGCAAAAGUAUUCAUCCCCCUUUGGCGUUUUUCCUAUUUUGUUGCAUUACAACCUGUAAUUUAAAUUGAUUUUUAUUUGGAUUCCAUGUAAUGGACAUAAACAAAAUAGUCAAAAUUGAUGAAGUGAAAUGAAAAAAAUUACUUGUUACAAAGAAGUCUAAAAAAUAAAUAACGGAAAAGUGGUGCGUGCAUAUGUAUUCACCCACUUUGCUAUGAAGCCCCUAAAUAAGAUCUGGUACAACCAAUUACCUUCAGAAGUCACAUAAUUAGUUAAAUAAAGUCCACCUGUGUGCAAUCUAAGUGUCACAUGAUCUCAGUAUAUAUACACCUGUUCUGAAAGGCCCCAGAGUCUGCAACACCACUAAGCAAGGGGCACCACCAAGCAAGCGGCACCGCGAAGACCAAGGAGCUCUCCAAACAGGUCAGGGACAAAAUUGUGGAGAAGUACAGAUCAGGGUUGGGUUAUAAAAAAUAUCAGAAACUUUGAACAUCCCACGGAGCACCAUUAAGUCCAUUAUUAAAAAAUGGAAAGAAUAUGGCACCACAAACCUGCCAAGAGAGGGCCGCCCACCAAAACUCACGGACCAGGCAAGGAGGGCAUUAAUCAGAGGUAACAAAGACACCAAAGACAACCCUGACGGAGCUGCAAAGCUCCACAGCGGAGAUUGUAGUAUCUGUCCAUAGGACCUCUUUAAGCCAUACACUCCACAGAGCUGGGCUUUACGGCAGAGUGGCCAGAAAAAUGCCAUUGCUUAAAGAAAGAAAUAAGCAAACACGUUUGGUGUUUCUGUGAUGUAUCGGAUUGUUUGUUGAUUUUCAUGUUGUAUGUAACAGAGACUGUGAAAACAAUCUUGCUCUAUGAGAACAAUAUAAUGUAUCUGUCUAAAGACAACAUGGCUUUCAUGUUCCCCAUUCACUCAGUCAGCUAGGGUUUUGACUAGAUGGAAUACAGCUCUGAUGGAAUACAGCAACCCCACUCCACCAUCACCACCUCCUCCACCUCCUGCCCAACUCCUCCUCCUCUCCUCCACGUCCUUCUCCACCUCCUCAUCCUCCUCCUCCAUGUACAGAUGCUUCAACCAAUAUGGUAUAUUCUGCAAAAGCCAUCAUCAUCAUCAUCAUCAUCAUCAUCAUCAUCAUCAACAUAUAG